Messenger RNA from Dicentrarchus labrax (European seabass), 1663 nucleotides. RefSeq names its product acidic mammalian chitinase-like. NCBI's taxonomy places the organism in Eukaryota, Metazoa, Chordata, Actinopteri, Moronidae. Gene Ontology annotation, biological process: chitin catabolic process; carbohydrate metabolic process. The coding region runs from base 15 to 1472 and encodes 485 amino acids. The transcript is spliced from 11 exons. Gene Ontology annotation, molecular function: chitin binding; chitinase activity. The record is from RefSeq and is a predicted model, not a curated record. Gene Ontology annotation, cellular component: extracellular region.
GUCCUCCGGUAGUCAUGGGAAAAGUACUGUUUUUGACGGCUCUGGCCCUGCUGCUGCACGCGCAGCUUGGCUCAUCCUUCAUACUGUCAUGCUACUUCACAAACUGGGCGCAGUACAGACCACCUCCAACCAUUUUUAUGCCCAAUGACAUCGACCCAUGCCUCUGUACUCAUCUUCUGUAUGCCUUCGCCACCAUAAAGAACAACCAGCUGGCCACCUAUGAGUGGAAUGAUGUGGAGCUUUACGGUCAGUUCAAUGCCCUGAAGAACAAGAAUGGCAACCUGAAGACUCUUCUGUCUGUCGGAGGAUGGAACUUCGGCUCUACAGGCUUUUCACAAAUGGUGUUGAGCCCUGCUAACCGCCAGACCUUCAUCAACUCAGUCAUUUCAUUCCUGAGGAAGUAUGAGUUUGAUGGGCUUGACAUUGACUGGGAGUAUCCAGCCAACAGAGGAGGCUCUUCUCAGGAUAAGCAGUACUACUCUGUUUUCCUGGAGGAGAUGAGGGCUGCCUUUGAGAAUGAGGCCAAGCAGAGCAACAAGGCUCGUCUUCUGAUGUCUGCUGCUGUGUCGGCUGGAAAGGACACCAUUGAGUCUGCUUAUCAGAUUCCCAAGCUCGGCCAGGCCCUUGAUAUGAUCAAUGUCAUGACAUAUGACUUCCAUGGCUCUUGGGAUCCCAUGACUGGCGAGUGCAGUCCCCUGUUCAGAGGCCCAGAGGACCAGGGUGGUUUCAUCUAUUUCAAUGUGGAUUAUGCCAUGAACUACUGGAAGAGCCAGGGAGCCCCAGCUGAGAAGCUGAUUGUUGGUUUCCCUACAUAUGGCAACACAUUCACUCUUAGGAACCCUGCAAACCAUGGUGUUGGAGCACCUAUUGCUGGUGCUGGAACUCCAGGAAAGUACACACAAGAGGCUGGAGAACUCGCUUACUUUGAGAUCUGUGGCUUUUUGAAAGAUGGAGCAACUGAGGUUUGGAACCAGGCCCAGGAUGUGCCAUAUGCCUACAAGGGAAACCAGUGGGUGGGCUAUGACAACCCCAAGAGCUUCCAGCUCAAGGUUGACUGGCUGACAAAGAGUAACUUUGGAGGCGCCAUGGUGUGGACCCUUGACAUGGAUGACUACCUGGGCACUUUCUGUAACCAGGGAAAAUACCCACUGAUUAAUGUUCUCAAAAAGGGCCUUAAUCUGGAACAAGCAUCCUGUGCCCCACCUGCCACUCCCCUUCCACCAAUCGCAGGAAUGAGCACAACUAGCGGAGGAAGCUCUAGCGGAGGCUCCAGUGGUGGCAGCUCCUCUGGUGGCGACUCAGGCACCAGUGGCAUGAACAGUGGGUUCUGUGCUGGAAAGGCCAAUGGCAUGUACCCUAACCCAACAAACAAGAACCAAUUCUACAACUGCAGCAGGGGCCAGACCUACCUUGAUCACUGUGCUUCUGGUUUGGUCUUUGACAGCUCCUGUUCUUGUUGCAACUGGUCUUAAAGUUGAAGUUAUAGAUUGACCGGUUAACUGUUCAAAGGCUGGAUAACUCUGUUUUACAUUUGUUCUUUGUUCUCAGGGGGCCAACUUCUCUAAGUACAAAGUCCAUCCUUCUGCAUUGGAUGUUUAACAAUGUAAAACCCGAGGCUUUCCUCUUGAGUAGUUAAUUAAAAGCAAAGAAAAUAAACAUUAAA